Messenger RNA from Sphaeramia orbicularis (orbiculate cardinalfish), 2470 nucleotides. RefSeq names its product inositol 1,4,5-trisphosphate receptor-interacting protein. Bases 86 to 2002 code for a protein of 638 amino acids. The record is from RefSeq and is a predicted model, not a curated record. Gene Ontology annotation, cellular component: membrane. NCBI's taxonomy places the organism in Eukaryota, Metazoa, Chordata, Actinopteri, Kurtiformes, Apogonidae. The transcript is spliced from 2 exons.
GCUUCCUCCUUCGUACCUACACAGCUCACAGAUCACCAGAACACUGCCGUAUUGAGAUAACUGCUCGUUCUUUCAGGCUGUGACAAUGCAAGAUACUUUCCUGCGAGUGUUCGUAGUGGCUCUGGGUCUCCUAAUGAGUCCAAAAAAUGACCCUGGGCUUGAGGAAUGGGAUACUAUCACAACAGGAGAGAUGCAAACACAUGAGGAGAGGCUACUCAGAGAAGGAGAGAAACUGGACCAGGAAAUGGCUUCUGGAAGUCAGACAGAGAUGCACACUGAUGAUAAAGGAACAGAAAAUGCUGCAAAAAAUGUGUAUGAUGAGCUAAAUGACGCUCAAAUAAAAGAAUCAGACCAACAUGUUACUGAAAAUGAUGCUGCACCACUCUUAGAAGUCAAUGUUGGUAAUGAUCACAAAUUACUAGAUGAACAUUUGAUAGAUGACGUGGAUCUGCCACAUAAAUCCAAAAUGUACCCUGAGACUUCACAGAUAGACCAUGAUGAUGAUCAAAUGGUAAACAGGAAUUUGCAGCUGGACACGCUCCGGAAUCAGAGAGAAGACAUUCAAAGUGAUGGUCACUUAAGAGACCUGGGCACAUCCCAGUGGCAACAAGAAAGUACAGAGGCAAAAGAAGUGCCUCACCAGCGCACCAAGACGUCAGAAAACCAAACUUCAAAAAAGGCUCUUGUUGAGGAGGAGGAGAAAGAUUACCUCUGGUACAUAUGGAACACGUUAUCUGUUGUCUCACUAAUCCGCUUUUUUUGGAAAUACAUGGGGAAAAACUCCCAAAUGAGACACAAUAAAGGGAGUCCUUUGUUGGUGACUUACAGCGCUGAUGACGUGUCUCUACCAGACAGCAACACUCUGCAGCGUUUUCAUUCUAAAUGUGUUCAAGUCACAUCCACUAAGAAGGAGAUAGAGGCCGAGUUUUUGGAUGGAUUUACAAAUGACCUACUGGAAGCCAUGAGAACAAUAUGUGAGAAAAAUUGUGAUAUGACGAUUGAGGAUGUUCAGAUUGUAGAUGCUUAUAAUAUCUGUGUUCCUUUGAGCCCACCAGAGCCGUACUCUUUCAAGUGUCUUCCUUGGAACAGCCAGAUAUGUGACAUACUGCUCAAUAUGCAAAUUUGUGGUCAAAUAAAACUGGUGGAAAAUAAAACAACCCAAAUUAGCUGCCACUGUCAGACUGCUGGUGCAGAGGAUAUGGUUUGCCUGCUUCACUGUGACAGUCAAAAGAUAGAGACAGAAAUAACAGAUGCGUACGAUGGACUGCUUUGCCAAAAGAACUCCCCUUUCCUCUCAAAGUUACAGGUUUCCAGGUGGUUUCAGAGCACCAUAAUACAAGCAUGGUCACUCAUCUCACAUAAGUAUGAGUUUGAGCUUGACAUUUGUAAAACUGAUGCUGCAGGGUCUCUGGUAGUUCGAUUCAGAUCUGGGAAGAAAAUACAUUUCUGUAUGAAUCCUGUGGUUACAUUCAACACAGAUGCUCAUUACUUUAUUACACCGUAUUCUCCUGUCAAACUGGAUACUUUCUGGACACUUUCCCUGAUCUCAUAUGAAGAUUGUUUCUUAGAGCACAUUUCUCAACGCCUACCUGACAACUCGUGCCACAUUCAGGUUCUAGAAAUUGCACAUUUCCUUCACAAGAGACAGACAGUGCUAUCAGGAAGUAGCACGCUGAAGGAUUUUCAUUUCAAAAUUGCGCUAAUGCAUCUUCUUUUGACCAAAGACCCCUCUGUGUGGAAAGCUCACUUUGUAGCUUAUAGGCUACAGGAUUUGCUGGCCUUCAUGGGACAUAGCCUUGAGACAAAGCAGCUGUACCAUGUUUUGAUAGGAAACCCUUUAACACAAGGUAUCAUUCAACUCCCAGCUGAAUUUGUUCAGGGUAAGCCAGUGAAUCUCUUCCAUCCCCUUGUGGCACACAAGUGUAUCUACAGAAACGCUCUAAUGCAUUUCCAGGAGAUGCUUAGAAAUGCCAAUAUGCUGAUACAUGAUUAUGUUCAAUGAACUGACCGUGCCAGAGUUUCCAUUAGAGAAAAUGUAAUAAAUUCAAGUUUUUAAUCUUAAGAAAGUGACUUUACUCCAAGAUCAAUUACGCAAUAAGUCAAGGAUAAAGUUAAGAACCAAGCCAUUUUACUUCAGUUUACAUUUCAUUUAAUAUUCAUCUUCCCAGUAGUUCUCAAAGUUUGUGGGGUCUUCCCCAACGGUGUCCUGGCCACUGGAUAUUUCAGUGUCCAAGGGUCUUACUUUUCCAUCCUUAAAGUCAACUUUCCAAGUAUACAUGCUGGUGUCUGUAUUCUUGGAAGCUGUAAAUAGGAUACAAAAAAAAAAGACAGAAAAAAACAUCAAUAACCAUGACACUAAUAUCAAGUCAUCUUUCAACUUUCUACAGUUUUCCCUUUUCCCUUAAUGGAAAAGCUGUAAAAAAAAAAAAAAAAAAAAAGAAACAUUUUACCCCUAAUCUGUGCUGAGCAG